AUGGUGCUCUCCGCAAUUUCCUGGCUGUCGGAGAAUGCAGACUCUCAACAGCCAAAGAUGUCAGAGAGCUACAUGAGGUCUAAUGCCUACUACGCUGUCAAGGCUCGAGAAACCAUUCCCGUGGCCAAAGAUAUCCCAGAGGACCUGUUUCUGAAGUAUGUCUUGCCUUACAGGGUGGUAGAUGAGCCUGUCGACGACUGGAGAGCUGGUUUCUUCCAAGUUCUAGCGCCUUAUGCCCAAGAGGCAAAAAGCCUUCGAGGCGCAGUCAAGGAGGUGGUUCCUCGAAUCUUCACCUCAUUGAGAGCUUCUCCAAAGGUCUUGCAAAAGCCAAAUCAAAGCGCAGUUGUCUUCAAGUCCAAUUCUACACCUGCCAUGAUGGCGCCGGUGAGCGAAACCUUGACGUCAGGCUACGCAUCUUGCACUGGAACUUCCAUUCUGAUUGUAGAUGGCCUGCGAGCUGUUGGCAUCCCGGCACGUAUGGUCGGAACGCCUCAGUGGAAUAUCCCUACGGGUGGCAACCACAACUGGGUAGAGGUUUGGCUGGGAGAUGGAUGGCACUUCUUCGAUGCUGUCCCCGACGUUCAGUUGGAUGAGGCCUGGUUUGUGCCGGGCAACACCAAGCACGCCGAUAACAAGGACACACGCCAUGCCAUCUUUGCAGCUGAAUGGGCUGAGGGCGAUGCCACAUAUCCUUUGACGUGGCGGAAACCUUCCGUCAUGUGGCGAGCAGAGCCUCCUGUAGUCAUGGCAAAGCGAAGGGGGCUGCACCGCUUGCUCCUUGCAACUGUGGUUGUUACCCUUGUCGGCGAAUGCGCCUUCACCUUCGCGGGCCGGCGUUUCGUCACGAGCUCGGCCGGGCGCCGCAAUGUGGAGCUGAGAGCGGAGAAGAAGUACCGGGUUUUGGUGCCCAUUGCUGAAGACUCGGAAGAAAUCGAGACUGCCUGCAUAACAGAUGUCCUCACACGCGCUGGGGCUGAUGUGACAGUCGCUAGCUGCAGUGGGGACUUGCAAGUACGAAUGUCUCGCGGUUUGAAGGUGGUGGCCGACAAAGACAUCAAGGACUGCAAGGGCGAAACUUGGGACGUGAUCGCACUACCUGGCGGCAUGCCGGGAGCGGAACAUCUCCGCGACAAUCAGGUCUUGGAGGAAAUGUUGAAGGAUCAAAAGUCGUCCGGUCGUGUGACUGCAGCAGUGUGUGCAAGCCCAGCGGUGGUCUUUGCUCAUCAUGGCCUGCUUGAGAGCAGUGCCACUUGCUAUCCAGCACCUAAGUUCAAAGAGCUGGUGGGUUCGGGUUGGAAGGAUGCGAAAGCCGUGGUGGACGGCAACGUCAUCACCAGCCAGGGACCGGGCACCUCGCUGCAGUUUGCUUUGAAGAUUGUGGAAGAGAUCUACGGCGAAGCUAAGGCUCAAGAGCUUGCGGAACAGAUGGUGACCAACAGGGCAUAA
Messenger RNA from Cladocopium goreaui, 1446 nucleotides. The record is from the annotation of a GenBank genome assembly. Lineage: Eukaryota; Dinophyceae; Suessiales; Symbiodiniaceae.